AUGAUGUGUUUAGGUGUGUUACAUUCCAAGUUCAAGGACAAGUAUACCAUACCUGGAAAAUCCUGCUCAAGAAAACAGCAAGAUAGGGAAUCAGGCUGCCUGGCAGUUCAUCUAGUAGAAGAAGCAAAUACACGCAUAGAAUUCUCAGUACAGAGACAGAGUUCUUAA
Sphenostylis stenocarpa is the source of this 168-nucleotide messenger RNA. The record is from the annotation of a GenBank genome assembly. NCBI's taxonomy places the organism in Eukaryota, Viridiplantae, Streptophyta, Magnoliopsida, Fabales, Fabaceae.